AUCUCAUCAGAGAAAUUUUCCCGGUGAGAUCAAAAUGUUACUCCUCCGGCGUUCUAUCAGAGGAAGCCUCUUCUCUAUAUUCACCACCGACUUUACAGUCUCCAGUGUGACUACUGUUCGCCAUUUUACCAGUCUCGAGCCUUUGCAAAGCUCCGAUUCGACCCCAACCAAAGGCGAUUACUUCGCCGCGAUCAACCACGUCGUCAACAUCGUCCGCCGGGAGGUUCACCCGGAGAGAUCACUGAAUCGUCUCCGUCUCCCUGUGACCUCCGAAUUCGUGUUCAGAGUCCUCCGCGCCACCUCCCGAUCCGCCAACGAUUCCCUCCGCUUCUUCAAUUGGGCUCGCUCCAGCCCUAACUACACACCAACGUCUAUAGAAUACGAACAGCUUGCGAAAUCCUUAGCUUCACAUAAAAAAUACGAAUCGAUGUGGAAAGUCCUCAAACAGAUGAAGGAUUUGUCUCUCGACAUCUCCGGCGAGACUCUCUGCUUCAUCAUUGAGCAGUACGGCAAGAAUGGCCAUGUAGAUCAAGCCGUGGAGCUCUUCAAUGGCGUCCCCAAGACUCUCGGUUGCCAACAAACCGUAGAGGUUUACAAUUCGUUGCUCCACGCGCUUUGCGAGGUGAAGAUGUUCCAUGGCGCUUACGCUUUGAUCCGGCGAAUGAUAAGGAAAGGUCUCAAGCCGGAUAAGCGAACGUACUCUGUCUUGGUUAACGGAUGGUGCUCCGCCGGAAAAAUGAAGGAGGCUCAGGAGUUUCUUGAUGAAAUGAGCCGGAAAGGGUUUAAUCCACCGGCUCGUGGCCGUGAUUUGCUGAUUGAAGGGUUGUUAAACGCUGGAUACUUGGAAUCUGCUAAAGAGAUGGUGAAGAAGAUGACCAAAGGAGGGUUUGUUCCUGAUAUCCAUACUUUUAACACACUGAUUGAAGCUAUAUCUAAAUCAGGGGAAGUUGAUUUCUGCAUUGAGAUGUAUUACACUGCUUGCAAGUUAGGUCUUUGUGUGGAUAUCGACACUUACAAGACACUUAUACCUGCGGUUUCAAAGAUUGGGAAGAUCGAUGAAGCGUUCCGGUUGUUGAACAAUUGUGUGGAAGAUGGGCAUAAGCCGUUUCCUAGUUUGUAUGCUCCGAUAAUCAAGGGAAUGUGCAGGAAUGGGAUGUUUGAUGAUGCGUUUAGCUUUUUCAGUGACAUGAAGGUGAAGGCUCAUCCGCCAAACAGGCCGGUUUACACAAUGCUGAUCACAAUGUGUGGUCGUGGUGGGAAGUUCGUGGAUGCAGCUAAUUACUUGGUUGAGAUGACAGAGAUGGGUUUGGUUCCUAUAUCACGGUGCUUUGAUAUCGUCACCGAUGGGUUGAAGAAUAGCGGGAAGCAUGAUUUGGCUAUGCGAAUAGAGCAACUGGAAGUUCAACUUAGAGGAGCUUGACAGAGCUAGACUUAGAAAGGAUUUUUUGGGUUUCUCCUAAGCUCUGAUACUUGGGAUCCUGUGUAAAAUCAGCUGCUUUUCCUUUGAUUUACCCUGGUUCGGCUCGGUUUAGUUAGGAAUACAAUUAUUGUGUUUGAAGCUUACUAUCGGUUAGGUUAUACUUUGGUUUGGAGUUGAGCUUAGAUGCUGUCUACGGACUCGGGUUUUUCCACAGUCAAAGAGACGAAAAAGAAAGAUAUAAAUUUUGUUGUGUGGUUUUUGUGGUUUUUACUCAGAUAAUUUUGACUUGACCUGUUCUUGAAAACCAGAACUUGUUUGUUCAUUCUAAAAGGCAGUGUUCCUUUAACGUU
Eutrema salsugineum is the source of this 1770-nucleotide messenger RNA. RefSeq names its product pentatricopeptide repeat-containing protein At5g18390, mitochondrial. Bases 35 to 1420 code for a protein of 461 amino acids. The record is from RefSeq and is a predicted model, not a curated record. Gene Ontology annotation, molecular function: protein binding. Gene Ontology annotation, biological process: RNA splicing. The transcript has a single exon. Lineage: Eukaryota; Viridiplantae; Streptophyta; Magnoliopsida; Brassicales; Brassicaceae.